AGUGGGCCAGUUAGUUUACCAAAGGUGGUCGUGCCAAGCAGUCGGAAAAUUGAAUUUCACAAAAAAUCGUAUUUGAAAAAGCCAAUAACCAUGAGAGGCUAUAAUUUCGUUGCCGUUCUGAUAACAGCUGUUGUUUUAAGCCAACUGGAUGUCAGUGUAGCCAUACAUUGCUACAGUUGCACAUCAGCGAAUGCCUCGUGCCUUACAGAUGUUACCAACGUUGACACUGUAGACUGCGGUAACAAAGAAUGCGCUAUAAAUACUACUGAUACUGGCGUAAUUCGGGGAUGCUCUAAUGCAACAGAUGCGGAACCUUGUAAAAGUCCAAGCUGCAUUGGUUGCAACAUGGACAAGUGCAACCUUAACGUUGUGUGCUACAGUUGCACCGGAGAGUCAUGCAACACAGUGAAGGACGAAAUGCUCCUGGGCUGUCCUUUGAAUGAUAGGUGUUUCAGUUCUGGAACGAGUGCCACCAACAUGACCCGGGGUUGCACCUCAAAUACCGCCAAUGCCAAUUGUUCCGUAAGUACCACUGAGGGAUGCUCGAUCUGUGAUACCGGAAAGUGCAAUAGUCAGGUGUACGAGGAAUUCGAGUGCUAUUCGUGCUCCUCCAGCCUGAAUAGUGCCUGUUGGGACGCAAAGGACACCAGCAAGUUGGAAACGGUUUCCUGCACAAAUGGAACCUGUUUCAGUGGAUAUUGGAAUCGCCAAUUUGUACGUGACUGCUUCAGCUCGGCGAGCUCUUUGAUGCAAUAUCAGUGCACCACAAAUGUGACAGGACAUCAGUGCCAAAAGUGCGAAAUUUCCAAGUGCAACACAUGGGCCUACAACGGUGCAUCCUCGCUAAACCAUGUUGGAGUAGCCGGUAUCCUGAUUGUGGCAUUCAUCACCCUUCGGAAUUCCUUGUAGUCUCCCAGCCCAAAGAUACAAAGUUUUAAACAUAAUUUCAGCUAACUAGUCUCAUUGGUAAUCACUAAAUAAAAACAAAACUCUUUAAUAAAUAAA
Messenger RNA from Drosophila bipectinata, 1005 nucleotides. RefSeq lists its product as uncharacterized. The record is from RefSeq and is a predicted model, not a curated record. Lineage: Eukaryota; Metazoa; Arthropoda; Insecta; Diptera; Drosophilidae.